GGCCAUCCUGGCCCUGGCCGUGCUGGGCCGCGCCCGACGAGGCUCGCCGUCCCGUGCGGCGGCCAUGGCGCCCUCCGAGGUGGCCUCCGAAGUCGGCGGCGGAGCGGCCUUCCGGGACGCGGAAGGCUUCCCAGUCGUAGGUGGCCGUUGCUCCCUGAGGGAGUGCAACGUCCACGAUUUCCUGCCAGUGGUGUGUGGCUUCUGCCAGGCGCCCUUCUGCGACCUGCAUGCGGCGCCAGACCAGCACAGCUGCCAGCGCGCCCCGCCUGCAGUCGCCGGUCGCCGCGCCACCGUGUGCCCCGCGUGCGAGGAGACCCUCCGGUGGGACACCGCGGACUCCACGGAGGAGUCCACCCUGGAGGCACACCUGGCCGCGUGCCCGGGCCGACGGCGCCCGAGGGAGCUGUGCCCGAACCCGCGCUGCGGGGUCGAGCUCGGCCUGCUCAACGCGUUCACCUGCGCCACCUGCCAGCAGAGGGUGUGUAUCGGAGGACACCGCUUCGAGGACGACGCCCACCCCUGCCGACGGCCGCGGCCCGCGCCCCCGGCGGCGGGCGAGCCCGCGGGGGCCGGCGCGGGGGCGGGGGGCGCGCCGCCGCUGCGCGGCCUGGCGGGGCCGAGCGGGCUCGCCGAGGCGAGAGCUCAGCUGGGUGGCACCACCGUGGCGCGCGGGGAGUGCCUAUACUCGACCGUCGUGGUCUCGGCUGGCCCUCCUACGAGCACUGGAGGGCGGGCCUGGCGCCGCCGAGGUGUAACAAGCGCGCGGCAGUGGUCUGUGCCACUCUCGGGCACAGCCAGGACCCCAGGUGACGGGACCCGGUCAGUAGCGGGGCCCUGGAGCACCUAAGUUUGCCAGACUCGCUACACCAGGUCUGCCGUUUAGCUGGUGCCUUUUCGGUUGACGGCUGUUCCGGUUAGUGGAAUGGGCGGGGGGGGCGUCCCCCAACAUACAUCACUAAACCAGGUCCCA
Prorocentrum cordatum is the source of this 970-nucleotide messenger RNA. The record is from the annotation of a GenBank genome assembly. Lineage: Eukaryota; Dinophyceae; Prorocentrales; Prorocentraceae.